CAAUACGCGAGACAGGUAGUUCGAUCAAAUUUACUUGUUUCUCACAUAGAUAUAUGUUCAUUUUUUUGUGUAAAAUAAACUAAUAAAAAAAGGAAAAAGUGUGCACAACGCGACAGCCCAAAAAAAAGUUAUAUUUUUAUUAUUUUUUUAUUCAAAUCGCGCGAAGAAAAUGCGAGGAAAGUCAAAAUUCGGGGAAAAAAGACUGAAUCAUGCUCCGUUCAUCACCUUCAGCAGUACUUAGUGUAGUCGUCGUUGUAUUGUCAUCAUUGCCAUCAUUAUUAUUAUUAGUCGUAGAUAUGACCGAGUCUCAAUUAAUCACGACGAGAACGGGAAAUAACCUCUGAAAAAGAAAGACAUUAUCGAACAAAAAUCGAAUACAAUGAAAAACAGUUGAUCAGAUAAAAAUUAGUGUAGUGAACAUUUUUUUUAUUUUCUUAUUGAAUGAAAGGCGAGGCGACACAAUGACGACGACCUGAUCGAAUUUAAGUGUGAAAAAAAAACAAAAAAUUAGCGAAAAAAGUUUCAAAAAUAGCACAUGAAAGAAAAUUUUUUGUGUAUAUGAAACAACAACGUGCGGUUGAGUUUCAUUUUAUAUCCUGAUAACAACAGUCGUCGGCGUAGUAGUGUAAAAUAUAGAUAUAGAACGUCACAACGCCAGUUCCGAUACGAUACGCGGAGCAGCAAGAGCAUCAGCAGUAGCAACAACGAUAGCAAUAAUAAUAAUAACACCAAAGUCACACACACACGACUCACAAAAAAAAUAUGCCAUGCCGGAAGUAGUGCAUUGAACUUUGACUAAAAAAAAAGAAGAAGAAAAAAAAAUAAAUCUUAAUAAAACGAAAAAUUUACUAUGAUAAAGUGCCUUAGUGAUAGUUGUAGACAACGUACGAAAAGUAGGAUGCAAUUAGCCAUCCUACGUGAAUCAAUUGCACAAAAAUGUUUAGUCCGCAAAUAAAGGGCAGCUGCAGUCACGACAAGAACCCGGGCGUCCUUUCCGUGUGGUUCUCGUCGUUACGUCGCCGCCCGAAGAACGAAAAAAAUGCCUCACAAAACAAAAAAUUACAAAAAAGUUGCAUCGACUUGUCGGAAACCUCCAAAUUUUACACGUCCAUUGACGAGCAUGGUGGCGGCGGCGGGGCACGAGCGUCUUCCAAAGAGCAACUUUUGCAGUGUGGCGGCUCCGAGUGUCCUCACACGCCCCACAGUUUCAACAAAGCCACAAGUCUUCCGCCCGUGGAUGUUUCGUCGCCGUCACAUGACAGCAGCACCGCCUCUUCCUCGAUCUCGUCUUCCCUGACAGACCGUUCGGGGGGUGGCCUCUGUUCAAAUUGCUGCCAAUUCUCGACGUUGUCGAAGCACAGCGAAAUCAAGUUGAUCAACAACAAGGACGAGGUUCGACUGCUGGCGAAGACGAAACCGAAUGGCGAUAAAAUUUACGCCUUCCGGAACCGGGAAAACAUCAAAAAAGUCACGACAACCACAAUAACGCGCACAACUGUGAUCAAUAAGCAGAAUCGCAUCGGAUUCAUUUAUGCGUCGGGCGAGGAUGCCAUGUCGUCGUCGUCUUCGGCGUCGCCAACGCCAACUCAUUUGCCGGAACUGAGGCAACUUUUGGCACAAUCCGGGCCACCGGCAACAACAACAACAACGAAAAAAACGCUUAAUACAGGUAACAACACACAAAGUACACAAAGUCUAAACACCCUACCAUCGUAUCAUCGCAAUAAAAUUAGUCGUAAGGAGCUGCAGCACAAUAAUUCGACGAACCACGAAGCAACUAGUCAACAAUCCGCAUCGACAAACACGAGCACCAGUACGCCCGAUACGUCGGCCAAAACGCGUCAAUUAAACUUGCUGGACGACAGUACGCUGGAAUUUAUCGAUAGCGGGAACGGUAGUGAGAUUUUUGGGGAUCGCGAAUGCACGCAUUUGUCGUGCAAGCAUUGCAAAUGCAAGAAUCAAUUUAAGUCGGCACCUGAAUUGUACUUUCAACAGAACAAGGAGCAAAUUAAAGACGAACUCAUUGAAGUAGUGGCGGAAAUAGAAACUCACGAAUCUCAAGAUGACAGCAAAAAUUCAAGUAAAGACAGGCAGCUGACAAUGGGUCGCAAAAAGUUCAAUAUGGAUCCUAAAAAAGGUAUUGAGUUCCUCGUGGAGCACCAACUACUGAGGAUGGACCAAAAAGACGUCGCUCAGUUCUUGUACAAAGGCGAAGGACUUAACAAAACAGCUAUCGGUGAUUAUCUGGGCGAACGAAAUGACUUCAAUGAGCAGGUCUUGAAGGCAUUUGUGGAUUUGCACGACUUUACCAACCUUAUUUUAGUGCAAGCGUUGAGGCAAUUUCUUUGGUCCUUCCGCCUCCCAGGAGAAGCUCAAAAGAUCGAUCGGAUGAUGGAAUGUUUCGCUCAACGCUAUUGUCAAUUAAAUCCAGACAUUUUUACCAACACAGACACGUGUUACGUCCUCAGUUUCGCCAUUAUCAUGCUGAAUACGUCGUUGCACAAUCCAUCGGUAAAAGACAAGCCAACAGUUGAGCACUUUAUCACAAUGAACCGCGGAAUCAAUAACGGUGGCGAUUUGCCGCGAGAACUGCUGAUUUCGCUGUAUGACUCCAUCAAGACCGAGCCAUUUAAAAUCCCGCAAGAUGACGGAAACGAUCUGAUGCACACCUUUUUCAAUCCCGACAAGGAAGGUUGGCUGCUGAAACAAGGCGGUCGUUAUAAAUCGUGGAAACGUCGAUGGUUCAUCCUGAAUGACAACUGUUUGUAUUAUUUCGAAUAUACGACAGACAAGGAGCCACGCGGAAUUAUUCCACUGGAAAAUAUCAAAGUGCGGAGUGUGCAGGACCGGAGUAAGCCACAUUGUUUCGAGCUGUAUGCCACAGAAAAUAACAUCAUUAAAGCGUGCAAGACGGAUUCCGAGGGAAAAGUCGUCGAAGGCAAACACACCGUCUACCGCAUGUCGGCAGCUUCCGAGGAAGAACGCGAAGAAUGGAUAAAAUGUUUGAAUCAAUCGAUCAGCACAAAUCCCUUCUACGACAUCCUAGUGCAGCGAAAAAAGAAAGCUUUUGCAAAUAGUUAGUAUUUUUCAACCGUCACCCCACUCCAUCUCAUCAUCAUCAUCAAAGUCAUUUUCAUCAUCCCAACUAUACACAAAACUUACUCAUUACAGAUAGUCCUCCUUACAUAUACUUUAAAAAUAAAUACAAUUUAAAUGUCCUCUAGUAAAAUAUUUAAUGCCAUUUUUAUUAAAAAUAUAUAUAUUAUAUUAUAUAUCAUUAUAUCAACAAGAAAGUAGCUAUAUACUAUUUAAAAAAUUAAUUAUAACCCACAAUUGGGCCACGCGUCAAGGAAGAAAAAUUAAAGAGUAUUAUUUAUAAGUGAUUUUGAAUUAAAACCUCCCGAACCUUAUAUUAAACGAAAACUUAUAAUGAAACCAGCGGACGAAAAAAAGGUCCAAUCUUCCUUAAAAUUUCGCGAGAAACAAGUAUUGUAAAUAAAUAAUAAUAAUUAAAAUAAAAUAGAACUUCUGGCUUAAGAAAAAAAAAUUACAUAGAAAUUUUACAAAAAAGAAAUAAAUUUUAGAGAACAAAAAAAAAUACAAGGAAAACAAAUUUUUACUGA
Messenger RNA from Culicoides brevitarsis, 3623 nucleotides. RefSeq names its product cytohesin-1 (gene step). NCBI's taxonomy places the organism in Eukaryota, Metazoa, Arthropoda, Insecta, Diptera, Ceratopogonidae. The record is from RefSeq and is a predicted model, not a curated record. The transcript has 8 exons. The coding region runs from base 937 to 3081 and encodes 714 amino acids. Gene Ontology annotation, biological process: regulation of ARF protein signal transduction. Gene Ontology annotation, molecular function: guanyl-nucleotide exchange factor activity.